Thyridium curvatum is the source of this 1209-nucleotide messenger RNA. RefSeq lists its product as uncharacterized. The transcript is spliced from 2 exons. Lineage: Eukaryota; Fungi; Ascomycota; Sordariomycetes; Thyridiales; Thyridiaceae. The coding region runs from base 1 to 1209 and encodes 402 amino acids. The record is from RefSeq and is a predicted model, not a curated record.
AUGGGCCCACCGUCCGCAACGGCGGCUGCUCCCCCUCUGCCGGAGCAGCACAUGCCACUGAAGCAAAAGAUGGCCGAGGGUUUCAAAUCGUGGUUCGGCAAGGCCCUCGGGCAGGGCGCGACGCCGCAGGGCGACAUGGCGCACGCCACCGUCGCCGACAUCUUCCCGCGGACCGUCCCCGAGGUCGACGGCGACGACUGCAGCCACGACUGCGAGAGCUGCACCGUCAAGUACCCGCGCGGCUUCAAGGUCGAGGAGUCGGACGUGCUGUACGGUCACGUCAAGGGCUGGGAGACGCACGUCCUGGUCGCGACGGGCAAGUCGGACUGGGUGCGCGACGUGGAGGACGAGAAGGGCAGCGUGAUGCAGGCCGUGGGCAAGGCGGAGAAGCCGAGCAACGGGAGGUUAAUGCUCUCGGCAUCCAACAUCCCUACCCCCGACCACUCCAACGACUACUCCAAACCCACCACCGUCCUCCUCCUGCCCGCCUUCCAGAUCAUAGAAAACGUCACGCCGGAAAGCGUGCCGACGCUGAUAUCAGAGUUCGUCAACAAGGGGCCCACAAACACCUCGGCUCUGCACCCCGUCUCCCUGCCGCGCCAGCUAUCCGCUGCCCCUCCUCCGGGCAGCGACGCGGCGGCGGUGAUCGCGGCGGCGGGCCUCGCGAGCCGGCCGUGCCCGCACAGCGCGCUGGUGCUGCUGUGCUCGCAGAAGACGCGCGACGCGCGCUGCGGGCAGUCGGCGCCGCUGCUGCGCAGGGAGCUCGAGCGGCACCUGCGCCCGCUGGGCCUGUACCGCGACCUCGACGACGAGCGGCCGGGCGGGGUCGGCAUCUACUUCAUCUCGCACGUCGGCGGGCACAAGUACAGCGCCAACGUCAUGGUGUACCGCCGGCCCGACGCCUUUGGGCUCGACGGCCUCGAGAGGGCGCGCCUGGCGCCGGGGAAGGCGGUGGCGCCCGCGACCGCGCACAAGCGGAAGGCGGCGACGGAGAAUGGGAUCGCUGCUGCUGCUGCUGCUGCUAAUGGCACAGAGAAGGAGGAGGAGGACGGGGAUGUCGGCGCUGGUCAGUGUAUCUGGCUUGCCAGGGUCGCGCCCGAGGACUGCGAGAACUUGGUCAAGUACACCAUUCUACAGGGCAAGGUGGUCAAGCCGGCCAGGCAGCUAAGGGGCGGCUUUGACAGAGCCAAGGGGUUAAUUAGUUGGUAA